UAUAUAGGGUUUUGAUAUCGAACAUAUCACAGCACCUCAAAAUACAUGCGGACUCAUGCCUUAUGAUUGUGAAAACGAGAGGAUUAGGUACCCUAAUCGUGUGUUGGUCAAUCUUUACGCUAAACUCGGUCUCCAUCGUUACAACCUCUCUGAGGGAACAAAUUUAGAGUUUCACCACUUGAAGAAAUUCAACACGAGUAUGAAUUUUAUCUCCUCGUACCGCAUCACUUUGGUCCAAAUAUAUGGUCGUUUGAAUUUGAUGGUCUUCAUUGCUAGACCUCAAGCUAAUAGUCCUAGUCCUCUCCGCAAAGAAGCUGUUUGGCCACAACUUGAUUUUGAUGAUACAGAACGAUUCUACCUGCUGAAGGAUCCAGAGUUACAAGGCAACGAUUGGAUUCGUCUAUACUUGGAACUUGCUCUUUGUUUAAAUGAUAGGAACAUUUCCGAAUAUGUGGUUGUCUCAAAUGUCAAUUUCUACAUAACGUUUAAAGGCUUGCCUGUGGCUCAGGUUGGUGAGGAUGGUGAGCAUGUUGAGCGCAAAGUCAUAGUUAGAAGGUUUGUGGAUCUAUCUACCACUCUCAAGGGUGGGUUUGGGUUUUCGGUCGGAGAAGACACUAGUGAGGGCCCUAUGACUCGCCUCCGGAACAUGGAAGAAAUUUGCGCUGAGCUGAGGCUGCACCCUACGACUCGCCCAUGUCCAGCCAUCCCCAUUGCUGAUUAUUGGAAAAGCUAGAUUAUUAACAUCUACAGGUCUUUCUGCUAAAUAAUAGACUGUGUGUUGUUGAUUUCUUUCUCUUGGGUUGUUUUUUAAGACGAUAAUAAUUUAGACCCUUUUUGCAUCUCGUUGACUUUAGCUGACAAUGAGUUUGUAACUCCCUCAUGUCUUUAUUUUCUCUUAUUU
Brassica oleracea var. oleracea is the source of this 901-nucleotide messenger RNA. RefSeq names its product UPF0725 protein At1g23970-like. NCBI's taxonomy places the organism in Eukaryota, Viridiplantae, Streptophyta, Magnoliopsida, Brassicales, Brassicaceae. The transcript has 6 exons. The coding region runs from base 56 to 733 and encodes 225 amino acids. The record is from RefSeq and is a predicted model, not a curated record.